Molecule: messenger RNA, 1069 nt
Organism: Paraglomus occultum
Lineage: Eukaryota; Fungi; Glomeromycota; Glomeromycetes; Paraglomerales; Paraglomeraceae
Source: the annotation of a GenBank genome assembly
AUGCCAAACCAAGAAAAGCGAAAGAGAGUUCCAAGCAAUGAAAAUGUACUGUCUACAUCUACACAGCAAGCAAAACGUUCGAAAAUUCUGGAUUUUCGUGAAGAGGGUCAUCCAAGCCUUGGCACUUCAUGCGUGCAAUUUGCUACUGCUACAAGACCUAUGGAGCUCAACUUCCCGCAAGCCCCGAAAAACAGCGAGAGUGAAUUGGCGGCAAGGGUGAGCGAGGCGUUUGGUGCGGCUGCAGGUAGACCUUUUGCUAAGGAGAAUCUUGAGCGAGCAAAAAGGUGGCUUCACUUUCGAGGCCUAGUCAUAUCCGAGACCACUACCGGAAGCGAGGCGACUCUGGCACAACAGAUUGUGCAGCAUCUCAGACACGAGAUUCCUCACGGAUUUCGCCUCUACACAUUGGACGGGAAUCCUAUCAUUCCAAAAGGCUUGCUCUUGCUCGUAGCCAUCGCCCAUUACUAUGCCAUCAGGAUCGUCAUUUUCUCUACUCGUUGCAAACCAAUUGAAAUUACUCCAAAUGAGUUCAGCUACACAGUUGCACUCCUGCGCCAUCAAGAUUCCAUCCUGUCAGUGGGGGGAUGGUACCCGCUUGAACUGGCCAAAAAUUGGGUCGAGAGAACACCUUCAGUACAUAUGACCCCUACCCCACUGAUGGCCUCUCCAGCUGCAGUCAAAAGGCCCCAAGGAGCAGCGCCUAAACGGAAGUUGCCUGCAAAUUAUGCAUCAAUUAGUGAUGAUACACUGAAAGAUUUGCUUCGCAUAGUAAUGAAAGAGCGCCUCCAAAACGACUACGAAAAGGAAAUGAAGCAGAAUCCCACACUGAAGAAACUGGACGAUUUCAAAAAAACGAAUAUUAAUCAGACUUCGCCACCGCGAGGCUAUGUCCAAAGUGUACUCAAGAGACUCGGUGAAACAAUAGAUACAAGCAACAUGAAUGGACUUGGUUUGUCCAAGUGUCUCGGGAGAAUGAAAGACCCCAGUACAAUGCAAAUAUGGAAAGAAGUAAUGGAGGAAUAUCUGGCAGCCAUUUCAAAGAAUCCCAAUAUUUGCACUCCUUCGCAGA